AUGCUGUUGGAUGUGAAUACAAAUCAUACGCUAGUGCACGAUGCUCAAGGGCAUGAGCAUCGCCUCAUAAAAAGCAUGCGUGACGAGGGCGCCCUGCACUCAUGGAGUGACUCGUCGAAGAUCUUCUACCCCAAGUCGUUUUACGCUACUGCCACGAAUAAGAAGAACAACAAGUUGGCCAGUGCGAGCAUGAACAAGGCGGCCGCUGACGAUAUCGCGGUGAGCGAUCAGAGCCAUUUCUGCUCCACUCAGCCGUUGCUCGAUGGUCCAGUGGAUGCCAAAUGCAACAGAAUACCCAUCAAGAGAAACAGCUUCAAGCGAACUAGAAUACUGAAAACUCGAGAGGAUUCCGAGCUGCUGAACGAAAAUCGCUCAUCUUUUAUGACCCCGUCCUUAAGCUCGGUCAUGUCGCAAGUUAAGAAAUCAAAUUCCGCCAAGACGGUAUCGGGCGAAUGUCCCAUACAUGAAACCCACUUGACGCAGAGCAUAAAAAGGAAGUUUUCAGAAGAGACGCAAAGCGACUGUUCUUCUUUGAGCUCGUCGAAAAUUCAUCCUUUGACGGAUGAUAUUGCUGACACUGCCGCUGCGCAAGCCCCCGCCAUCGACGAUGAAACACAGGUCGAGCCGGUACUGCCCAAGAUGAAGAUAAUAAACAUAAAUGAUCUCGAUCUGUUUGACGACUGGGAAGUCAAGGAUCUGGUCGAUCUGUUCCCACCCGUAUACGAAAGACGCCCCCGGUCGUCCUCAGUUCUGUCAUUGGUGCCUUCGCAUUCUGAUGCCAUGCCCAGACCGACUUCUGUGGACUUCCAAAUCGUCGACAAGAAGGGCGGCGCAUCAAGGAGAAAGAGCAAGAGCAAAUCAACCACUGAAAACAUGAUUUACGAGAACGACUUGGUAGAGUUGGAACAAUGGCCGUCCGCCUCAUCAUCGUCCGAGGCUGACGACUCAACCGCAUCUAACGACUUACUCUUGCCAAACAAGAGAAUAAGACAGAAGAGUUUGAAUACCAAUUUCUUGAAACUAUACUCCAUCGAGUCAUCGUGCAAGAGAAAGAAUAUUUUGCCUGAAGUCGAAGUGGACGACCAUCUGCUGAAACAGCUAACGUAUUCUGAAAUCUGGUCCUUGGACAUCAAAAAGGAACCCAAUGUCUCCACCAGGAACAUCAAGCUUGCCCUGAUCACCAGGAAGAAAUUGUGGUCCGACAUGGUCCAUGAAACGAGAAACGAUCUCUUUGGCGACUCUACCCCCUGGAACUUGCAUUUUGUCGCCACAACAAGCAAGACGCCACCUGCACAAAGCGGUGAAUCCGCAAACGAACACGGAACGCCAGACCCAAAGAGCUCUUUGGUCCGCGUGCAUUCAGACGUCAAGCCAUGGUUCAACAACGGGGGCACAAUGCUCAAACCGUGCGGGAAGUUAAGUCUGGGCAAAGUCACAAACAAGAUUACCGCACCCACAAGAGAGAUUCAGUACGUCGUAAAGGGCUGGUGCGAUAGCAGGUUUCUCUGA
This is a messenger RNA of Saccharomyces kudriavzevii IFO 1802, 1509 nucleotides long. RefSeq names its product Gis3p (gene GIS3). NCBI's taxonomy places the organism in Eukaryota, Fungi, Ascomycota, Saccharomycetes, Saccharomycetales, Saccharomycetaceae. The record is from RefSeq and is a predicted model, not a curated record. The coding region runs from base 1 to 1509 and encodes 502 amino acids. The transcript has a single exon.